UGACGGGUCGAAAACCAGUUUACAACGAGAUAAUAACACCAUUAAGACACAUGGACCACCUACUAGUUAGAACUAAUAUUAUUGGAAUUCUGAUUUUAGUUCUGAUUGUAAUUCUAAGGUUAUGAUUUAUGGUUGGAGAAGUGGGCGUAAUAAUGGAGGGCUUAAGUUAAAUGUAUUUCCUUAUGAUCCUGUACCCCAGGCUGGGACCCUCCAAGCUAGCGCUGGAGAGCAGGUGCUCCAGACAGACGUCAUUUCCACUGGCCAUGAUGGAGUAAGGCUGCCAGCCCUGGGAGACUGCCCCAAGGACAGCCCUCUAAAUGCUAGGACCCUCCAAGCUAGCGCUGGAGAGCAGGUGCUCCAGACAGACGUCAUUUCCACUGGCCAUGAUGGAGUAAGGCUGCCAGCCCUGGGAGACUGCCCCAAGGACAGCCCUCUAAAUAACCUUGUGCCGAAGCCCCCACAAGGCCCCAGGCCCAGCCGAGAGGCCAAUAUACCAAAGGCAGAAAAGAAGGCCAGGGAGGUUAUCAAGGCUAAAAAGUCUAGGGAGGCUAAGUCAGAGGUGAUAUACGUAAGCCGCCAAGUAGUUGGUGUGUUGGCACUGCCUCAAACGCUUCUAUCUCUAACAACCAGUUACAGUGUCCUGCCAGCUAUCAAGAAGGGCACUAAAGUUACUAAAAUGGAGACAACAGAAACCCCAGGUCCCCUGACACCCAAUGAUGGGGAGAUAAUGAUCUCCUCUCCAUCUGUUGAUGACCUCCUGACCCCAAAGAGUGAUGUCACGUCCGAGGCUAAGAGCGAUGAUGCCUCCUGUCCAAUUUCACCUGAGGCGUUCUCUCUAACAAACUUCCUGAAGUCUCACCCUCAGAGAAAGCUUAUCAGGAAGUUCCUCAAACAAAUGAACGUGACAAUAGGCGACCUGGACGAAAUCAUCGAGUGGGUGGUGUGUGUCUCCAGUGAGGUGUUCCUCCCAGUGAUGGCUCUGCACAGGACCUCCAGACCAGAGUCGUCAGACUCAUCCCGCUGGGGGUCAGGUGAGCUCCAGAUUGUCUCUGAAAAGUUCCACCAGCGGAGUUCUGAGCCGAAGGGAAGGCUCCUGGGCGGGCAGCCGCCCACUCCCCCUUCUGAGACCGACAAGGAGCUUCAGGGCAUAACAGAUCUGUCUGUGAGUAACAUCCUGAAAAGGGCCCAGGAGGACCUCUUCUCUUCUGGUGAGGAUGACCUGGAGAACACCCAUCCAGGUAUUACUCUGACAGAAGAGAAGCUCUCCAGCAUCUUCUCAGAGCUGUUCAGGGAUGCCUGUGAGAGUGCCCAGCAGGCCGCCAGACGGAUCCACCACAUGAGGUCUGGAAGAGGCAACAACAGCCAGAAUGGGAGUCGGCCUGGGUCGUCACAGGGAUCGAGCAGAUCCAACAUGCCAGAGUUGGGAGAACUGGGGUCAGUGAGGAGUCCCAAGGGAAGUGACGUCCAUAAAGUCCUUAGCGAGGGGUCCCUCCCUGUCUUUGCCCUGUUUGGGGAGAGGCCAGGGGAAGUUGGGGAGACCAGCAGCCCUGCUGGGGAGAUGGACGAGACCCAGACUGCCAGCACUCCCAGCAUUCCCGGUCUGGGCAUGGCGGCAGAAGGAGAGUUCAGCAGUGAGGAUGAUGUUUCACUGAAUGACAUCAUGGACAUGAAGUCAACCCCGGCAGUGGAGUCCCUGGGUCAGAUCCUGUCCUCAUGGAAGCUGGUCAACAUGAUCUUCAGGGGGAAGGUCCACUACUUUGGGAAGGAGCUCAUCUGCAAGGUGUAUCAGAUGCUUCUGGACACUGGUAUGGGCAGGAGGCCAAUGGCCCGCCAGAGCAGGUCCGAGCCCAUCCUGAAAGACCUGGCUGCCAACCGUAGGCUCUCCAAUGAAUUCUUCACAGACGUGCUGUACAUGUUCAUCCAACGGGCCAUUAAGAAUCUGCUGGAGAACUUCUUGGGUCUGCCGACCACCCCACCAGGUAGAGACAUUAUGUGGAAUGACAACUUUAACUGGAUGUAUAGGGACGGCUGGGGGAACACCCCCACAUCCAGCGAGGAGGAAUUGUGGGACAGCGACUCCACCUGGUCAAGUGGGCAUGGGGAGGAGGAAGGGACAGAGUCCCGUGGGAGGUGGGCCGCUCUGUUGGAGAAGGGCAGCUUCCUGACCUUCCAGUCCUCCAGCUCCCUCUCCCUCUCCGAUGACAACAAGGAGGCACUAGGGGCCGUCUGCCAGGUCCUGACCACCAGGGUGGGAGACAUCCUGAACAGUACCUGCAACGACGAUUGCAAGGCCAGGCUCAUCAUCCAGAAAGGAUUGGAUUCCGGUGCCAGGGAAAGGUUCCCUGACUCUCGGUGUCCCUCUUCACCCAAGGACGAAGAGGAGGUGCUUGUGAGUGCCAUGACUGUCACAUACCCUAAACCCUCCACCUCAACCCAGGCAGCAUGGGCAGCUCCUGCCCAGACUCUGGACGUUUUUCUGCCCAGACCCUGCCUGGAUGAAGAAGAGGUAGUGCCCAGCUCCUCCUUGAAGGACAACUCUGUGACGACCACCCAUGCAGCACUGGCAGCUCCUUCCCAGACCCUGGAAGAAGAGGUGGGAGAAGCUGAGGUGUCCGAUGUGAGUGACAGCUCCCUGAUGCCCACCAAGGCCCUUGAGAAGAUUCCCUCCCUCCUACCAGGCAAGGUCCUUAUCGAGGAGGACACCGUCAGUUGCAGCACUCCCUGGGCCACCGUCAUGAGCCCCCAGACCCUGAAGUUUAUCCUCCACGGCAUCAUGUGCCGACUGGAGGCCUCAGAGUCCCCCCCAGACAAGGAGGGCCAAUGA
Oncorhynchus keta (chum salmon) is the source of this 2824-nucleotide messenger RNA. RefSeq lists its product as uncharacterized. Lineage: Eukaryota; Metazoa; Chordata; Actinopteri; Salmoniformes; Salmonidae. The record is from RefSeq and is a predicted model, not a curated record. The transcript has 10 exons. Bases 122 to 2824 code for a protein of 900 amino acids.